AUGAGUGGAAAUGGAAGGAACUAUCCUCAAAUAGACAUUUCCCAAAAACCAAAAGAUGGGAGUAUAGCAAUCUAUAGCGGUGGAGGUGACAUUACCUUUACGGUCACCAAGGGCACUAUCAAUGUACCAGAAGGUUUUACAAAGUACAUCCAUAAACCUAAUAACCCAAAAAUUACACUAAAUGGUAAACUAGAGAAUAAAAGUCAGAUAGGAACAGCAGGAAGAUCCAUAUCCAAUGUUACGGAGGUUUUGGUUUACCACUGGAAUGGAGCUCCUACUGAGCCGAUACUUCUCAGAAUUAAGCAUGAUAACAAGAACAUCCCUGAGUACUAUGGUAAACAUGGUCAAAACUAUUGGUUUCCUAGUCUGGUAUCUGGUAUGGACGAAAAGGAGGCACUUGAUCAACAAAACUGUUACAAUAAUAAUGCCAUCCCAUUCAACAUAAUAAGUUCUCAAUCUGGUGAUCUUCCCCAAAACUCCAAAUCCGAUUGCAUAAGGAGGAGAAGUAUAUCAAAAUCUACCUCUCAAUCUCCACAAAAUCCUCCUGGCAGUGAUUAUACCAUUACAGAGUAUAAACUUACCGAUACCAGUGGUCAAAAUAGGGAGACAAGAAUAUCGAGAGUUACCUACAACGGUAAGCCCACUGAUAUUGAUCCUACUAAGCACGGUCCAGCUUCUCAAAUAAGGCUAUACUCAUAUCCUGGCAGUGGAAAUGUACCUCUUAUGCUUGAGUUCAAGCUUUCCGGUAGUGGUACAUCUGCCUGGUUUUAUAGUACAGGUACAAGUGGUAAAAACUGGAGAGAAGCUGGUAAUGGAGACAGCUUCUAUGAGAAAGAUGGUAUUCAUCAGCCUACUGUACAACUUUCCGAGCAACUUGACAAGGUACUAUGCUAUUACUAUAGUAAUGUGACCCUAAAUCUGACUAAAAGUCAUUCUGAGGAACUUUAUCAAAAUCUUGAAAAGGGUAGAAAAAAUAGAUAUUGUUGUAACGAUCAUAAAGAUGUGGAGAAGGUCUCCAUUGAGAAAAAGACAGUUUCUUGCAUACAUCAAAGCACCAAGUACUACAAACACUCCAUUGAAGGCAGUGAUUCGAGUCUGGGUGGUAUCUACUAUAAUGAUAAUAGAGGUCAAAGGAGGAAUAUAAAAUUACACGGAUCACCAUUUCCAAUAUCAGGUAUACAAACUGUAUACACGUUUUACUGUGAAGACAAGGACCCAUUAUUGAUAUAUCUCUGUGGAACAUCUCCAUAUAGAGGUUGGUAUAAGAGAGGAAGUUCCAACAAUGAUCCUUGGAAAUGGAUAUACACUGGUAUAAAACCAGAGUAUUUAGAGAAAAAUGGACUUGAAUGUAAAGACUGGAUGAAACUAAGGAUAGUAUUGGAUGAUUGCGGUUGUAAAGGAUUACAAGAAUGUCCUGUGGAAACAGUUCAACUUGAUAAAGGAAAACUAAGGCAAGAAAUCCGAGAGGAAGCUGAAAAAGCGGAAGCACUACGAAAUCAGGAAAUAUCUGAGGAUGAAAAACAAAAGCAACAAUCUGCUGUACAAGGAAGUCCUGGCGAUAGAGAACCAAACUCUAACUCUCAUGAACAAAAGAAUAAUAUUGUAACAAAACCUACUCUCCAAUAUCUUGUACCUCAAAAAUCUGCUAUUAAUCAACCUUACCUAGCUACUACUAAGGAUCAGGGUGGGACUGAUAUGUCCGGAGGUGCUAGAGGACUUACCGGUAAAGAUGGUACUCAAGAACACCCUGAAGCUAAAGCUGAAACAGCUAAUGGAAUAUCUGAUGAUCCUACUAAACUUUCUGCUCUAACUGAACCUCAACCUGGUCCUGGAGGAGAUGAAAAUACUACUACUCUUCCUCAAGAUGUUCAAGCUGAAGUUAAAGCUGCUAGACUUUCUGGACAUCCUGGUCCACCUGGUAAAGUUAGUGAUAAAGGUGAACUUGUUCCUCCUGCUGAAAGGGGUAAAGAUGGAGUUGGAGUACUCUCUGGUGGAAAAAUGUCUCAUAGUACUAGAAGAAAUGGAGAUGCUAGUUUUCUAACAUUUAGUUCUAUAGUUCAAGAGUUUGGAAAUAUUCUUAAAACAGCUGUUACUCUACUUAAAACCUCUACUCAACAAUCUGAUGAAGGCUCAUCUCCGGUACUAGGUGCUGUUGGAGGUAAUGGACCUCAAGGACCUGCUGGUAAAGCUGAUGGAGUCUCCGGUGAUAAAGGAGAUGUUACUCCUACUCGAACUUCUACUUCUGAAGCUAAAACUUCUAACUCUAUCUCUCCAUCUCUUAAAGCACAAGAUGCCGAUGAUGUUCCAUCUUCUGUAGGUACUCAAUAUAAUGCCGCUGACCAACCUAACAUAGCUGCUACCAAUGAUAAUAAAGUUGAAGACACUCAGCCUGGUGAUGUUGGUAGUAGAGGACCAAGCCCUGGUACUAGUCUACCUAGUAGUGUAUCUAAUGGUGGAGAAUCUCCUCCUACUGGUACUACUCAAGCUCCUUCUACUACUGCUACUACUUCUGCUCCUGCCGAUUCUCCUCCUAAAGAAUCUGAAGCUGCUGAAGCUCUUGCUGCUGAAUCCGCUGGUUUUACUGUUCUCACCGGAUUAGGCUCUACCUCUGGUACUCUUGCCGGAAGUACUGCAACAUUCUUUGGAGGAUGGAACCUUUAUAAACACUACCUAGACACAUGUAUUCAAUAG
Molecule: messenger RNA, 2691 nt
Organism: Theileria equi strain WA
Lineage: Eukaryota; Apicomplexa; Aconoidasida; Piroplasmida; Theileriidae
Exons: 1
Coding region: 1-2691 (896 amino acids)
Source: RefSeq, a predicted model, not a curated record